This is a messenger RNA of Lepidothrix coronata (blue-crowned manakin), 1540 nucleotides long. RefSeq names its product acrosin-binding protein-like. The transcript is spliced from 4 exons. Gene Ontology annotation, cellular component: acrosomal vesicle; nucleus. NCBI's taxonomy places the organism in Eukaryota, Metazoa, Chordata, Aves, Passeriformes, Pipridae. The record is from RefSeq and is a predicted model, not a curated record. Bases 104 to 865 code for a protein of 253 amino acids.
GACAUCACCAGUGAAAGAGUGGAGGUGACACCUCUGGGAGCACACUGGGCCCUGACUGUCGGCCCUGCCUGUCACGGGCCCUGCUCGCAGUUCGAUAUCGGCUAUGAGGGUUUACCUGGUUUUGUCUGUGCUCUUGGGUUGGGGCUGCAUAGUUGGCCCUCGAGAGACGAAGGCACAGCAGCCAGGAACGCCACUCUCCAACCAGGAGUACCGCCAGUUCUUCAAGUUCCUCCGGAUCACUCUCCAAGCCAGCACUGCUUGCCAUCUUCGUGAGCUGUAUGGCUGCCAGAACUCACUGGUCCAGACACUGGACAAGUACGAAAACCACGGAGUCAUCCCUCAAGGACCUGUAUGCUCCGAAAUGCCAGGAAAUCCUUUCUUCCCAAACUUCUGCACCUUUUCUUUUUAUCGCUGUAUUAAGAAAAAGUAUUUUCUUAAGAGGAUUGCAUGCCCAGGAGAGAGCAGCGCCAAGCUGCGCAACACAGCAGGCACCAAUGACAUUACCACGAGCAGUGAUGCCAUGUCAUCCAGAAACUCCGGUUCCCAGCCACUUUACCCCACAUCUCCCACAAGUACCCAUCCAGCUGACUCCAGCCCUGACACGGAAGUAUCUGUGACCCCCACCUUCUUACCUGCUGGCCCACAAACCACAGAGGCGACAGCCGGUGGCCAGCAGCUGCCACACAGUGACAUCGAGGAUCUCCUCCUCAGGCUGCUAGACAGCCAGGUGCAGAGCUCCCUGCAGACAAUGAAGUUGUUGUUGUCUGUUGGGAAGGCAGUGAAGGAAGAAGAGUUGCAGGAGGCUGCUGCAAGGCUGCUGGAGGCCCUGAACAAUGCAAAUGUGCCUCAAUCGCCAAACAACUGACACAGGUCAACAGUGUGGGAAAGAUAGGAAAAGCCACCUCUUCCAAGUGCAUGGGGAAACAGAGUCAUGUGAAAUGCUACUGCUCAGGAUUCAAAGAAAAAGAUGGUAUCCUCUUGGAAGUGAAUGCACUGAAAAGAUGCUGUUCUGUCCUGCAAAAACUGUUUGCUCACUAUUGUGAUGGUGCUUGUUGUGUCACUCAAGGAAUGUCAUGAGAGAAUGUUGUCUUUUCUUCAUUAAAUGUAGGUGCUUCUGUUCAAAAGUAUUAAGAGAAGAAUCUUCUUUGGAAGUAUGCAUGUGAAUAUACACAUAAAGAUACACAAGGCGUGCUCUCCAAAUGCAGGAAAGCCUUAUCCUGCAAGGGAACUGGUGGUCUAGCAUCCUCUUUGUAUUGGGGAUUGCACAUGGUUGACAUCUAAUUCCGCAGUGAUGCUAUGAAACACACAGGAUAAAUAUUCAUAUUAAGAGCCUCUCCUUGCCUCAGAAAAUCAGUCUGAUUUAUGGGGACCUUGGCUGAAGCGUUGUUCCUUUUCUAAACACUGAAUAUACCUGUAAGUAAAAUUGUGUCAAGCCAUUUGGAUCCAGCACCUGUUGACAAAAGCAGAGUGGGAAAUCUCUAGGAACCAGCUCUGCUUCUCUGAAUCUCCACUCAGAAUGAGUUUGGAGCUACCUCAAACU